GAAAGGGAAGGUCUCCGAGUUCUCUGGGAGGUGGACCGGGUCCAAGGCCCCCGGACGGCCUGAGGUGGGACUCUGCGUUCGAGGCUUCCCGCCACUGACCAGCACUGUGGCUCAGGCGGGUCACGGCCUGUCGGGCCUCAGUUUCCCUCGGGCAUGAAUCGCGGGACGGCUUCGCGGAUCGCGAGGCCUACGUGUCUCCCCCGCUGAAAUGUAGGCUCCAGGAGGGAGGGACUUUGUUUUGUCCACUGUUGUAGUCACAGUUAUUUUAACAAAUAGUUUCAGAGGGCCUUCCCAAGCCCUGCAAAGGGGCUGGAUAUUGGGGGUUACACUGGGAGACAUUCUGGGGCUGGGGACAGCGGUGUAAACACAAGGGAAAUCAUUGCGGGAUGAAAACAGAAGUGAGGGGGUUGCUGGUUGGGUCACCUUAGAUCAGAGCACCUUCGUGAUCAGUACCACCUUAGACAUAGUGAUCAGGACAGGCCUCUCAGAUUAGCUUACUUGAAGACCACAAAUAAACUGUGACAAGUGCUAGAAGGGAAAAGCAAGAAGCCAUGAGGGCAUUUAACUCUGACCUAGCAUUAGAGGGCAGGGCAGUGAGGUCUGAACAGUGAUGGUCAGGACAAUGGGACUCAGCUCCUUAAAUUGCCCGUGUCCCAGAAACCACGUGGUCAAAGGGCUGAGCCGUGUGGCCAGACAAGAGAGGCCCCUGCCUUUGCCCAGUGAGCUCUGCUGUUCUUAUGCGAGCCAUGAAGCUGAACGAGAGGAGUGUGGCCCACUACGCCCUGAGCGACUCCCCAGCAGACCACGCAGGCUUCCUGCGCACUUGGGGGGGCGCAGGGACUCCACCCACCCCCAGUGGCACUGGCCGAAGGUGCUGGUUUGUCCUUAAAGGCAACCUGCUGUUCUCCUUUGAGAGUCGAGAGGGCCGGGCCCCAAUGAGCCUAGUGGUGCUGGAGGGCUGCACAGUGGAGUUGGCUGAGGCUCCCGUGCCUGAAGAGUUUGCCUUUGCCAUCCGCUUCGACGCCCCUGGAGUGCGCCCACACCUGCUCGCGGCAGAUGGGCCAGCUGCCCAGGAGGCCUGGGUGAAGGCACUGUCCAGGGCAAGCUUUGGCUACAUGCGCCUGGUGGUGCGUGAGCUGGAGAGCCAGUUGCGUGAUGCCCGCCACAGCCUGGACCUGCAUCGCCACUCAUCCUGGAAGGCCAUUCCCAGCCGCUGUAAGCCCCAAGCUUCUGACUACUGGUCUCCUGGCCUGGAGAAUGGUUACUCCCUCUCCAGAGAUUGCAGCCCUAUGGCCUUGGUGGAAGAAGGGGGCAGCAGGCCAGCAGGGCGGGGCUUGGCCGAGUGGGAGUUGCAGGGCCCUGCCAGCCUCCUCCUAGGCAGGGGGCAGAGCCCCGUGUCCCCUGAGACUUCCUGCUUCUCUACUCUACAUGACUGGUAUGGCCAGGAGAUCAUGGAGCUGAGGCGGGUGUGGCUGCAGAGUGCCCAGGGGAGCCAUCCAGAAUGUGAGGAACGGGAUAGGCCCUGAGCCUGGGCCCUUCGGGUUCAGCCCUUGUCCUGCUGGUCAGGACACCAGGGCCAGUGCUUUUUCAAGAGUUUAAUGUUUACUGGUUUCUGAAGUUGCUGUUGGAUGUGAGUUCUCCCCUUCCUAUUUUUAGGCUUGCUCCAGGUUCCAAAUCCACCCUCACGCCUAGAGGGGACUGAGCAAUCAUUAACUUUCAACCCCUUUAUUUCCUGAGGGCCAGAGAGGAGAGGUGGCUUGCUCAGCAGCCACAGACCUAGGUCUCGUGACUGCCCCUCUCUUAGCGGAUAUUAAUGAAAUGGAGGAAGUGGGGAAUAUUACAUGACCACAGGCCGCUCUGCCUUUCACCUACACACGAUUCUACAGACACAAUUUCCAACAUGGGGAAUCUUGUAUAAAUACCAGAAGUUGGCUGCAGUGUUGGCUUGAGGGACUGAUAUUGUCAGAAAAAGUGGAUUUACUGUGUUAUGGGGCUUUCUGGAGCCCGGCUCAUCCUGAGUGAUGAGAAGAUUGGGCAUGGGACCCCCACGCUGCAAUUUGGACAGGACUCUUUGGAGGGAGAGGGCACUUGGCCAGUCAAGAGGGAUUUAUCCUGCUCCGAAAGCGUUAGGACCCCAUCUUCUUUCCCUGGCUGCCCUGUCAACAGAUGGUGCUUGGUCAUUGCCCCAGGAGGGCCAGUAGCUUUUAUAUGUCAGCAGAAAUCCGUCCUGUACUGUGUCCUCAGCUGCCAAGUGGGAAGCUGAAGUGGGGAGGCAGUGAGGAUCCCUGGGAAAGCCAGUUUCUUACUUUGGUGUUCAGUCCUGGGCCUCUAGGAGCUUGGGCACAGGCUUCCUGGCAUGCUGUGAUAAACUCUUCUCUCUUGGCUGGACCCCCAGAGAGAUGCUCCUCAUCCUGAAACCCCCUAGGAACUCGUGCAUAGUCUUGCUUGGCACCCAGUGUGUGCCUGCCAAGAUCCUCUUGUUCCUACUCUCACCAGCAUGGUGCCAAGCAUUUGCUUUAUCGAUUGUUCUGAGAGGAAAAGUGGCUGGUUGGACAGAGCCAGAGGCCAGAUCAGCCUGAUAGCCUAGGGGUGUGGUGGCAGUGGCUGGAUGGAAGAUGCAGAGCCUGGUCCAGUCAUCCCUCUCCUCCGAUAUACACAAUCUCCCCCUUCUUAGCCUCUCUCCCUUAUUGGGGCCUUGGGCAGCCUUAGCUAGAGGCUUCGGCUCAGAGCCUCUUAAGUCCAGGAGGCUGACAUGCCGUCCAGGGUCCUGGACCAGUUCCUAGGAAGCCAGGCCUGUUUCCCAAGAAUAGGGGCCACCUCCCCAGCCCUGUAUGGGAGCCCCACAGCCCCGAUGCGUCUUGUUUUAUACACAGACACUACGGGCUUUUUGUUAUCUUGCUUAUUGUUACAGUGCUUUUUAUACGAUUAAAACAUUAUGAUUUUUUUAUUAC
Messenger RNA from Lagenorhynchus albirostris (white-beaked dolphin), 2951 nucleotides. RefSeq names its product PH domain containing endocytic trafficking adaptor 2 (gene PHETA2). The record is from RefSeq and is a predicted model, not a curated record. Lineage: Eukaryota; Metazoa; Chordata; Mammalia; Artiodactyla; Delphinidae. Gene Ontology annotation, cellular component: recycling endosome; trans-Golgi network; early endosome. Bases 738 to 1526 code for a protein of 262 amino acids. The transcript has 4 exons. Gene Ontology annotation, biological process: endosome organization; retrograde transport, endosome to Golgi; receptor recycling.